CAUUAUUAAAUCCUUGCCAUGGCCAAGAACAGCACCAUGGAAGCAGCUACUGUUGACGCAUUAAAGAAUGUUACUUUGCAGGAUGCUGCACCUGCCCAGGAUAAGAAGACCGAAAAGACUGAAUCAGAAGACCAGGCUAACGGUACCGAGGAAGCCCAGGAAGAUGCAGAAGAAUGUGAAGCCGGAGAGCCUGGAACUGAAGGAGCCAAAAAGAAGAAGAAGAAGAACAAGAAGAAGAAGAAGUCUGGACCAAAGGCACAAACUGAGCCACCUACUGUUCCUGUAUCUAAGCUUUUCCGUGAAAAGUACCCUGUAGGUGAAUGCCAUGAUUACAGAGAUGACAAUCUCUGGAGAACAACAAGUGAAGAGAUGCGUGCGGCAGAAAGAAUCAAGGAGGAUGAAUACGAUCAAUUGAGAAGAGCUGCCGAGGUUCAUCGCCAGGUCCGUGCAUAUGCCCAAAAGGCCAUUAAGCCUGGAAUGACUAUGAUUGAGAUUUGUGAAUUGAUCGAGAAUGGUACUCGUGCAUUGGUAGAGGAAGAUGGAUUGGAAUCCGGUAUUGGUUUCCCUACCGGAUGUUCCUUGAAUCACUGUGCUGCCCAUUACACACCUAAUGCAGGCGAUAAAACUGUUUUGUCUUAUGAUGAUGUUAUGAAGAUCGAUUUCGGUGUCCAUGUAAAGGGACGUAUUAUUGAUUCGGCUUUCACAAUGGCUUUCAACCCCAAGUUUGAUCCUCUUAUUGAAGCUGCCAGGGAAGCUACUUAUGCCGGUAUUGCUGCAGCUGGUAUUGAUGUACGCCUUUGCGAUAUUGGUGCCGCUGUACAUGAAGUCUAUGACUCAUACGAAAUUGAGUUGGAUGGCAAGAACUAUGACAUCAAGCCAAUCCGUAAUCUCAAUGGCCACACAAUUGAGCCCUAUCGUAUUCACGCAGGAAAAUCUGUGCCUAUUGUCAGAGGCUCAUCUGACGAGACAAAGUUGGAGGAAGGUGAACAAUUGGCUAUUGAGACUUUCUGCUCAACUGGUCGUGGAUACGUUGUUGAAGAUGGAGAAUGUUCUCAUUACGCUCGCUCUACCGAGUCACCUUUUGUCCCUCUGAGACUUCCCAAGGCAAAGUCAUUGCUGGCAAACAUCAACAAGCAUUUUGGUACAUUACCAUUCUGCAGACGUUACUUGGAUCGCACUGGUGAAGAGAAGUAUUUAAUGGGAUUGAGACAUCUGGUUGACGCCGGUGUCGUCACGGCUUAUCCUCCCCUUUGUGAUACCAAGGGAAGUUACACAGCUCAGCUAGAACACACCAUCCUUCUUAGACCAACCUGUAAAGAGAUUCUGUCCAAGGGUGAUGACUAUUAACGAAAAGAAUUUCUCAUUUUAUAUUAAAACAUAUAUC
Molecule: messenger RNA, 1384 nt
Organism: Phycomyces blakesleeanus NRRL 1555(-)
Lineage: Eukaryota; Fungi; Mucoromycota; Mucoromycetes; Mucorales; Phycomycetaceae
Exons: 10
Coding region: 19-1347 (442 amino acids)
Biological process (GO): proteolysis
Molecular function (GO): metalloaminopeptidase activity
Source: RefSeq, a predicted model, not a curated record